UCGAUUGCUAACUCCAAAGCUCAUUUUGGCGAUCAUACAGACUCUCUGUUCAGCUACGAGGAGAAAACCCUGACCGGGCCGGACAAAUGGGCCUCACUAGAUCCGGAUUGGGCCAUAUGUGGCGACGGCAAAGAGCAGUCCCCGAUCGACAUCUCCAAGGUGGAAGCCAAGCAGGACAUGGGACCCCUAGAGCACACCUACAACGCCGGCGCCUGCAUAAUGCAAAACCGAGGCCACGACUUCAUCCUGAAAUGGAAAGAUGGGAAUGGCAAACUGACGGUGGAGAAGAAGGAUUACGUGCUCCAGCAGGUGCACUGGCACGUCCCCUCCGAGCACACCGUCAAUGGCACCAGGUGCGCAUCCAUGCCAAAGGUUCGACAUGGAAAUGCACCUGGUCCACCAGGACUCCAGCAAUGCCCGCGCCGUCAUCUCCGUGCUCUUCUCCACCAAACAAGCCGGACACCCCAGCAAAACCUUGACUAGUAUGGGGCCAUACUUCAAGAGGCUUGCCGGUAAGGAUAACGAGGACGAGGAUGUGAAGGAACCGGUGGAUCCAUCCCACUGGGUAGACGAAUCUUCAGGCUACUACAGAUACGAGGGCUCCCUCACAACACCGCCCUGCACCGAAGGUGUUAUCUGGACCAUCAUGAGCAAGGUAAAACACGUAACGGAGGAGCAGAUCAAGCUGCUGGACGGAGUGUCCGAGAUACCGGAAGAGAAUAAUCGCCCGGCUCAGAAGAUCAAUGAUCGAGUUGUUCGCUACUACGAAAGCGAGUCAGCAAAGAGUGGGAUGGAGAAGAAAACAUAGUUGCGGUACUGCUCUCCAGGACCGCGGAACUGUGGCUCUGUACAACUCUUCCCUCCGAUUCAUCUCGGAGAACUAAGCCGAGACUAACUAUAAGCACAUAUAGAAUAGAUGAUGAUAUGCACAAAACAAAAAUCCAAGAUAAGCAGAUGAUAUGUUGAUAGGUCAGUUUUUCCAUAUGCUUCAUAGCUAAUACUGGAGCUUGUAGUUUCACCGGCGGA
Messenger RNA from Lolium rigidum, 1026 nucleotides. RefSeq names its product dioscorin dioA3-like. Gene Ontology annotation, molecular function: zinc ion binding; carbonate dehydratase activity. The transcript is spliced from 6 exons. NCBI's taxonomy places the organism in Eukaryota, Viridiplantae, Streptophyta, Magnoliopsida, Poales, Poaceae. The record is from RefSeq and is a predicted model, not a curated record. The coding region runs from base 344 to 808 and encodes 154 amino acids.